AGGUGGUUGCCCGCCCUACCAUUCACAGAUACCAAUUAAAACCACCCCAAUGGGAUGUCUUUAGCACAGCAACAAGGCUUCUGCUUGCCCAAAGUGAAAGCUCACCAAGGGUCUCUGGUAGUGGUGGCGAAUUUCCUCCUCUCAAGUGGAGACCUCUUUUCUCCUCUGUCUCCAAUCCCCUCCCCACCUCAAGGAAGGACGCCUUACAUGAGGGUGAGGUGGUGUUGAAUUUUGUUCAACAAGACGAUAAAUUGGAUCGCUCAUUGAGAGAUGGAGGACCUGGAAAGACCUCUACUAGGACCUGAAAACUUCCACCGGGAUGCGAUUGACCUGGAACGUUUGCCUUUAGAGGAAGUAUUUGAUCAACUGAGGACAACACGAGCAGGACUCACAUCAGCAGAUGGCGAGGCUCGCUUGCUCAUUUUUGGCCCCAACAAGCUUGAGGAGAAGCCGGAGAACAAAUUCUUGAAGUUUCUAAGCUUUAUGUGGAAUCCUUUGUCGUGGGUUAUGGAAGCAGCUGCAGUGAUGUCAAUUUGCCUUGCUAAUGGAGGAGGGGAGGCUCCUGACUGGCAAGACUUCGUCGGAAUUAUCUGUUUGUUGUUCAUAAACUCUACCAUUAGUUUUAUUGAGGAAAAUAAUGCUGGAAAUGCAGCAGCUGCCCUGAUGGCUCGACUCGCUCCAAAGACCAGGGUUCUUAGAGAUGGACAAUGGCAGGAAAAGGAUGCUGCUAUUCUGGUGCCAGGAGACAUAAUUAGCAUAAAACUUGGGGAUAUUAUUCCAGCAGAUGCUCGUCUGCUUGAGGGAGACCCCCUUAAGAUUGACCAGUCAGCAUUGACGGGAGAGUCCCUUCCAGUCACAAGGAAGACUGGCGAUGAGGUUUAUUCUGGGUCAACUUGUAAACAUGGAGAGAUUGAAGCUGUUGUAAUUGCUACUGGUGUUCAUUCCUUUUUUGGGAAGGCAGCUCAUCUUGUUGACACCACAGAGGUUAUUGGACAUUUUCAAAAGGUGCUUACAGCCAUUGGAAACUUCUGUAUUUGCUCAAUAGCUGUUGGAAUGAUCCUUGAAAUCAUAGUAAUGUACCCUAUCCAACAUCGUUCAUACAGAAAGGGCAUCAACAAUCUUCUUGUACUCUUAAUUGGAGGAAUUCCCAUUGCUAUGCCAACUGUGCUGUCUGUGACGCUUGCAAUUGGUUCCCAUAGACUCUCGCAGCAGGGUGCUAUUACGAAGAGGAUGACUGCCAUUGAAGAAAUGGCUGGAAUGGAUGUUCUUUGCAGUGAUAAAACUGGAACACUAACUUUGAAUCGUCUUACUGUAGAUAAGAAUCUUAUUGAGGUUUUCAACAAAGACAUGGAUAAAGAUACAGUGAUCUUGUUUGCAGCACGAGCUGCAAGGCUUGAGAAUCAAGAUGCUAUUGAUACAGCUAUUAUUAACAUGCUUGCUGACCCAAAGGAGGCACGCGCAAACAUCACUGAAGUCCAUUUCCUUCCCUUUAAUCCUGUCGACAAACGCACUGCAAUAACGUAUGUUGAUUCUGAUGGGAACUGGCAUCGUACAAGUAAAGGAGCCCCAGAGCAGAUCCUAAAUCUAUGCCAGGAGAAAGAUGAAAUUGCUGGCAAGGUCCAUGCUAUCAUUGACAAGUUUGCAGAACGAGGAUUGCGGUCCCUUGCAGUUGCUUAUCAGGACGUGCCUGAUAAAUCAAAGGAAAGUCCUGGAGGUCCAUGGACGUUCUGUGGGCUGUUGCCAUUGUUUGAUCCACCUAGACAUGACAGUGCUGAAACAAUACGUAGAGCACUUAAUCUUGGUGUUUGUGUGAAGAUGAUUACAGGUGAUCAGUUGGCAAUUGCAAAGGAGACUGGUCGUCGCCUUGGCAUGGGAACAAAUAUGUACCCCGCUUCAUCAUUGCUAGGACGUGACAAAGACGAAAAUGAAGUAUUACCUGUUGAUGAGCUUAUUGAAAAGGCUGAUGGCUUUGCUGGUGUAUUUCCUGAACAUAAAUAUGAAAUUGUGAAGAUCCUUCAAGAAAAGAAGCACAUAUGUGGAAUGACAGGAGAUGGUGUUAACGAUGCACCAGCUCUGAAGAAGGCAGAUAUCGGAAUUGCAGUAGCAGAUGCCACUGAUGCAGCUAGGAGUGCAGCUGAUAUUGUGUUAACAGAGCCUGGUCUGAGUGUCAUCAUAAGUGCUGUUUUAACUAGUCGAGCCAUUUUUCAGAGAAUGAAAAAUUACACUAUAUAUGCUGUGUCCAUAACCAUCCGUAUUGUGCUUGGCUUUGUACUUCUUGCGUUAAUUUGGGAAUAUGACUUCCCUCCUUUCAUGGUUUUGAUUAUAGCAAUUCUGAAUGAUGGGACUAUCAUGACUAUAUCCAAAGACCGUGUCAAACCAUCUCCAAAACCAGACAGUUGGAAGUUGAACGAGAUCUUUGCUACGGGCAUCGUCAUUGGAACUUACCUUGCACUUAUCACUGUGCUCUUUUACUGGGCUAUUACAAGUACCACUUUCUUUGAGACUCAUUUCCAUGUGCAUUCCUUGCAAGACAGCACUGAAGAGAUUUCAGCUGCCAUUUAUCUUCAAGUUAGCAUUAUAAGCCAGGCCCUCAUCUUUGUGACCCGCAGCCGAGGCUGGUCAUUUAUGGAGAGACCUGGAGUUCUCUUAAUGUGUGCAUUUGUGGUGGCUCAGCUGGUUGCAACGUUAAUUGCAGUUUAUGCACAUAUUGGUUUUGCUUCACUCAGCGGCAUUGGUUGGGGCUGGGCUGGUGUUAUUUGGAUUUACAGUGUCAUCUUUUAUGCACCUUUGGACAUUAUCAAGUUCACCAUCCGCUAUUGUUUAAGUGGAGAUGCUUGGAGUCUCCUUUUUGAAAGAAAGACUGCAUUUACCUCUAAGAAAGAUUAUGGAAGAGAAGACAGAGAAGUUAAGUGGGCAAUUUCGCAGAGAUCUUUAUAUGGAUUAUUUCCUUCUGAAUUAGAGACCAAUGGAAGCAAAAAUUCUAGUUCAACAUUAAUAGCUGAACAGGCUAGGCGACGUGCUGAAAUAGCCAGGUUGAGGGAGCUGCAUACAUUAAGGGGGCACGUGGAAUCUGUUGUUAGGUUGAAAAAUUUAGACAUAAAUACAAUUCAAGGAGCCUAUACUGUUUGAAGCUGUCAAUGAGGCACUCAUUAACCUUUAUGAGGCUUUUGUUGUUAUAGCUUUGUGAUCCUUGGAGCAUGGUGGAUAGUUCAAGAGUGAUGCAUCUCAAGGCUAAUUGAUUGGAUGAUAGAUAUUGGUCACAUUCACUUCCAUUCACUGCAACCGAUUCCCACUACUAAAAAUUUACAGGGGUGCCUUCAGCAUGUUGCAAAUUGCAUUUGAGCUCUUUCAUCUUUUUUUUCAGCGGGUAGUUUCCAUUUUCCCAUAAUUUUUGUUAAGCAAUGUCAAAUAUGAGCUUGUUACAAUAAAUGCUCUCAGUUUCGCAGAGCUGUGUUUUGGUAAAUGCAGGUACUUUUAGUAGGAUUUUGAUUCAA
Nymphaea colorata (pocket water lily) is the source of this 3494-nucleotide messenger RNA. Its product is annotated as ATPase 10, plasma membrane-type. Gene Ontology annotation, cellular component: plasma membrane. The record is from RefSeq and is a predicted model, not a curated record. Gene Ontology annotation, biological process: proton export across plasma membrane; regulation of intracellular pH. Lineage: Eukaryota; Viridiplantae; Streptophyta; Magnoliopsida; Nymphaeales; Nymphaeaceae. The transcript has 22 exons. Gene Ontology annotation, molecular function: P-type proton-exporting transporter activity; ATP binding; ATP hydrolysis activity. The coding region runs from base 271 to 3129 and encodes 952 amino acids.